CAUGCGCAGCGCGGGGAGACCUUGGCGAGGCGGCGGCGACGCUUAGUGGAGGUGAAAGCUUUUGGCGGAAAGGAAAGUCCAGCGGCAAGAUGCAGAGCUGGAGUCGUGUGUACUGUUCUUUGGCUAAGAGAGGCCAUUUCAAUCGAAUAUCUCAUGGUCUGCAAGGAGUUUCUGCAGUGCCACUGAGAACUUAUGCAGAUCAACCAAUUGAUGCUGAUGUAACAGUGAUAGGUUCUGGUCCUGGAGGAUAUGUUGCUGCUAUUAAAGCUGCCCAGUUAGGCUUCAAGGCCGUCUGCGUUGAGAAAAAUGAGACACUCGGUGGAACAUGCUUGAACGUUGGUUGUAUUCCUUCUAAGGCUUUAUUGAAUAACUCUCAUUAUUACCAUAUGGCCCACGGAAAAGAUUUUGCAUCUAGAGGAAUUGAAAUGUCUGAAGUUCGCUUGAAUUUAGAGAAGAUGAUGGAGCAGAAGAGUAAUGCAGUAAAAGCUUUAACGGGUGGAAUUGCCCACUUAUUCAAACAGAAUAAGGUUGCUCAUGUAAAUGGAUAUGGAAAGAUAACUGGGAAGAAUCAGGUCACCGCUACGAAAGCCGAUGGCAGCACUCAAGUUAUUGAUACAAAGAACAUUCUUAUAGCCACAGGUUCAGAAGUCACUCCUUUUCCUGGAAUUACGAUUGAUGAAGAUACAGUAGUGUCAUCUACAGGUGCUUUGUCUUUAAAAAAAGUUCCAGAAAAGAUGGUUGUCAUUGGUGCAGGAGUAAUAGGUGUAGAAUUGGGCUCAGUUUGGCAAAGACUUGGUGCAGACGUGACAGCAGUUGAGUUUUUGGGUCAUGUUGGUGGAAUUGGAAUUGAUAUGGAGAUAUCUAAAAACUUUCAGCGCAUCCUUCAAAAACAAGGAUUUAAAUUUAAAUUGAAUACCAAAGUUACUGGUGCUACUAGGAAGCCAGAUGGAAAAAUUGAUGUUUCUAUUGAAGCUGCUUCUGGUGGUAAAGCUGAAGUUAUCACUUGUGAUGUACUCCUGGUUUGCAUUGGCCGACGACCGUUUACUAAGAAUUUGGGACUAGAGGAGCUUGGAAUUGAGCUGGAUCCUAGAGGUAGAAUUCCAGUAAAUACCAGAUUCCAAACUAAAAUUCCAAAUAUCUAUGCAAUCGGCGAUGUGGUUGCUGGUCCAAUGCUGGCUCACAAAGCAGAGGAUGAAGGCAUUAUCUGUGUUGAAGGGAUGGCUGGUGGCGCUGUGCACAUUGACUACAAUUGUGUACCAUCGGUGAUUUACACACACCCUGAAGUUGCUUGGGUUGGCAAAUCAGAAGAGCAGUUGAAAGAAGAGGGUACUGAGUACAAAGUUGGGAAAUUCCCAUUUGCUGCUAACAGCAGAGCUAAGACAAACGCUGACACAGAUGGUAUGGUGAAGAUACUUGGGCAGAAAUCAACAGACAGAGUAUUGGGAGCACAUAUUCUAGGACCAGGUGCUGGUGAAAUGAUAAAUGAAGCUGCUCUUGCACUGGAAUAUGGAGCAUCCUGUGAAGAUAUAGCUAGAGUCUGUCAUGCACAUCCGACCUUAUCAGAAGCUUUUAGAGAAGCAAACCUGGCUGCAUCAUUUGGGAAAUCGAUCAACUUUUAAAUUAGAAGAUUAUAUUUUUCUGCAAUUUCCUGGGAGCUUUUGUAGAGACUUUGAAGAAAAACACAGCAGCACCACUCAGCUGUGUUGUGGCGGAUGGACUACAAGAGUGAUUCCGAAUGUCUGAUGUAACAUGAGCACAGUUCCAGAGCGUGGAGCACCAGCUCUGUACAUAAGCAGCUUCAAGCCCAUACAAUCCCACAAACUCUAAAGAUGUAAGUGACUCCAGUGUACAAUUAUGCCUCCCAGCCACCCACCAAAAAUGCUCUCACGUGAACCUCAGGGAUCUCCUUCAAGAUGGGACAUUCAGAAAGCAAGCCCCACCGCCACCAGGAAGACAGCAGGAGCAACCCAAAGGAGCUUUUCAUACCCAACCCCCUUCAAGCCACGUCUCAUCAAAGGAGCCUCCUCCUUCCACCAACAAAGCAACCCUUUCGUUUUUCCUGAGAAAGAAGGUAGUACCAGUAAGAAUGGAGUAUUUCAUUUGGAAUCUAAACCCAACUGCAUUUUGUUCUGUAUCUUCCUGUCUCCAAAGCUGUACUUUAGGCAUCUAUUUGUAAAUUACUCGUAUAUACAGUGGGCAUGUGUGUAUGUAUCUCAAAGAAAGGAAUAUUUGAGAAGACCUUACCCCUGGGUAUCACCUAACUCAGUAUUAUUGUCUUCUCAGGAAUAUAAUUGUACAAAAAACGGGGAAAAUGCAGAGAUGCUGAAAGGUUGGGGGCCAGUCGAAAAAUGAUGUUUAAGGCUGAGAGAAUACCAUGACCCAACUCAAAGAAAAAGUGCUUAAAAGGAUUUGCGGGUUAAAUUACAUUUAGUAAACCUGAUGGCUCUUUUCCUGAGGCUAGUUUCUUUUUUUUCAGUCCUUUGCUUUUAUUAAUCGGUUGAUUCACAGAAGGCUUUCAUUUUUCCUCAGGUCUCGUACAAUGUUAUACUUUUACAAAGUCAAAUCUCACAUUGUAUAUUUGUAAAUAAUGCCCCUUUGGAUCCUAGACCAUGCGUCCUUGGAUACUGUGUUGAAAAAAGAUUGAUGAAAUUGGUGUUCCUGAGGUGAUUACAAUCUGUCUGAUUAGGUGAAGAGUGAAGGUAGGACCAGGGCUGUCUGAGGAGUGUAGUCGCUCUUGUUUUCCCUUAAGGUGCAUGGCACCCAGGUCAAGACAUCAUUUCCUAAAUGGGCUUGCACUCAGACCAGGGCCUUCCACAGGGCCUUCCACAGCUCAUUAUCGCUACAUGUAAGGAGGCUGAGUUGUACCACAGUCUUUUUAAUGAGGUUGAGUUCCUCACUAAGUGCAUUAUGGCCCCACAUCAGACAUCGCCUAACACCCUGGUCAACCGCAUGAUCUUGGCCAUGAGAUCUGAGGCUUGAAAUCAAGGGACUAGUUACUUUAAAUCUAGGUCUAGGAAGGUACUUGAGCUCAUGUCAGCAGUUAGCUUCCUGCUUCUCAUACACAGUGCUGAGACGAAAAGGCCAUCUCACUUCUUAGAGAUGCUGAUUAAAAGUCCCAUCACACAAAAAUGUUACCGUAGUUCUGUCACGAUAUAAUAUCGCCUUAAUGUAUAGGACUUAGCCAUGAAACAGCCCCCUUGCUCAUGCCAAAUGGUGAGUCUACAAUAAAAACCCACAGCAUUUGGGGAAACACAAAUGCUUCAUACCCUUUCCUGUUUUGUCCUUUAGCCUAGACCUUAUGCUGUUUUGGGCCGGGGCCGGGGCGGGGAGUCCUUUUUGGCAAAGGGAGUUGGAAUGUUUGAGAGCAGGAAAGAUGACUGGCUGGGAGAAAUGGGAGAAAAAAAUGGGAGAAGGUUCAGCAUCACUUUGCUCAAUUCUCUCUGCUUCCACUGGCAAAAUACACACUUUCCAAUUAGAGAGAUGAUUACCCAGAGAAGGGCUAAGAGGAGGAAUUUUCAUCACAGAGAACUUGUUAUAAUUGGAUGAAUGAAGCACUGCUCUAGUGGACCAACAGCUGAGCAGUGGAAAUAACCUAGACAUAGGAGUCUUAUUUGUGGUAAUGGACUUUUCCUGGUAGUAGCAAAACAUGUAACAAUUCAUACUGUUUUCUGCAAUUACCUUACCAUUUCAUAGAUCAGUCCUUUUGUCACUCUGUCAGGGAAAGGUAAAUACUAUCCUCCCCUCCGCAGGAGAGAAGAGAGAGGCUUAGAAAUGAGUGAGUCAUUCAAGUUCACAAGCCUAGCAAGUAACCCAGCUGUGACUCCGUUACGGAUCCUUUGUCUCUGAAUCCAGCAUCCUUACCAUUCUACUGCCCGAGAAUACUGUUUGCAGAGAAGAGUGCUGAAUAUAACGUUCACACAUUUUGCACUGCAACUCUGGUCCCCAACAAUGAGCCAUCGUCCACUCACCCCCAUGCCCAGAGCAGCGACUGCUGGGAAAACAAAUGGCCCAGUUACCUAUUUUCACUCACAGCACUAACCACGCCUCCUGGUGGAAGGGCCACGCUGUGGAUUCAUCGAGUGGAAACAGCAUCGUGAGCUGUUACUCUGGUCCAUCAGCUACUUACUCUGCUUCCUCAAAGAGGUUCCCGAUGUUCUUCAGCGGCUCGGCGGCUGGGCUCUGGGCCAGGAUGUCUCUGAUCUCGUUGACUUUCUUCUCCACCGAGUCCACAGUCUCCCGGUAAGGCCCAAUCACGCCACUGAUCUUCAAGGCCUUGGCUUUCUCCAGGAACUUCCGUGUCCUGUUGGUCAGCUCGGCGAUGAUCACGUCCCAAAGGGCAAAGCACUGGUGGCAGGGCAUGCAGUCGGGGAAGACGCCCGAGUACCCCCGAGUGCACUUGUCACAGCGUGGACCCUCCACACCCUCGACGCAGACACACUGGCCGGUGGACUGGUCACACUGCAGUGUCUCGAUGCCCCUGGGGUCGCAGUCACAGGCUAGAAGGGAGACGGCAGUGCUGGCUGAGCUACUAGAGCCCCAACCUCAGCGACUUGGCAGUUAGAAUCCUCAGUCACCAUUACAAUGGGAAGGUUUGUAAAUGGUCCAAGACAGUUUACCAACGGUUUGCAAAGAGACUGCAGCUGCUUCCUCCAGAACACACGUUAUCUCAACCCUGGCUAAUCACGUCUUAACUAUAAUAGUGAUGAUAGUUUUUUUUUUUAAGUGAACACCACUGUACACCAUUGUGCCUGCCAUUGUACAGAUGGUUUACAUGCAUCAUCUCAUUUAAUCCUCAACAUAACCCUACAGGAACCAGGUGUUACAAUCAUCAGUUUUAUGGAUGUGGAAACUGAGGUUUAGAGAGGUUACAUGACUGCCAAGUCUUCCAGCAAGGAAAUGGCCAAGCCAGGAUUCUAUCUCAGCACUUGGCAGGCUCCAGAGCCUGUGCUCUUAAGCUCUGUCCUGCCUUUGCCUCCCUCUUUUUUUGACCCGUCUGUAGAUCCUCCCAGGACAGACAAUUCAGGUGACGGCCUGGUGACAUGAGGCCUCUGGCCUGAGAUACAGCAGUAAUGAGCAACACACCAACAUCCCUCUAUCCGGUCACAAAGCACAACAGUGAAUGCUUGAUGAAAUGCAAUAAAGUUGAUAAAAAGAAAACGAAAUCAGGCAGAAGUCUCAGGAAUUCCAAGUAUCCCGAUUUAAAAGGCUUUCAACUCAGUAUCCUCUAACUCAGGCUUUCAACUCAGUAUCAUCUAACUCGUGGGUGGGUGUCUGCCAUUGUGAUAACCACCCCUAGCCCUAAGAGCAGAGGCUCAUAAAACAUCUGAAGUGAUAGGAAAGGCCUUGGGAGCCAUUCAGUCCCAACCUCUCACUGGCCCAACAGGGUGGGCACCUUAGGCAGAACCAAAUGGUACAGGGUGAAAUCUGCGUUCUUGGCCAACGGCCUGUGGCUGAGAUUACCCAUCACGAUGCCUAUGCCUUUGAACCCUGGCUCAGAGUCCCAAAGCUCAGGUGACUAACUUGGUUUUAUAUCAACACUUGACAUUUCACAGUAUCUGUACAGUGUUUGAAUAACAAAAGGCCUGUACACACGUCUUAUUGCUGGCCUUAAAUCCUUUCUGGGAAAAGGUGGGGAUAAAAAAAACAAAAAGAUCCUAUUUCCCUAACUAGAUUGUGGACUCCAAGGGCAAAGGUACACCUGUAACCACUUCUCCAUUCUCAGCUCUGAGUACAAGGUCAACUUGCAAACUGGAGUUCAACCGUCUUUGCCAAACGAGCCUUUAACCUCGCUUUUGAUACAGGUAUGCAAGAGACAUCCAUACACCCCUACAAAAGAAAAUAAUCCUCCUAAGACGCAAUGUCAACUGUGGCAAAGCAUAACAGAAUCAUCCUCUCUGAGGUAGCUUUGCACCCCAGUGCUCACAGCAGCACUAUUUACAAUAGCCAAGACACGGAAGCAACCUAGUGUCCAUCAACAGAGGAAUGGAUAAAGAUAUGGUGUAUAACACACACACACACACACACACAAAAUAUUACCCAGCCAUCAAAAAAGAAUGAAAUAAUGCCAUUUGCAGCAACAUGGAUGGACCUAGAGAUUAUCAUUCUAAGUGAAGAAAGUCAAAGACAAAUAUAUGAUAUUGCUUAUAUGUGGAAUCUAAAAAAAAAAAUGAUACAGAUGAACUUACUUACAGAACACAUAAACCCUGAGACAUAGAAAACAAACUUCUGGUCACCAAAGGAGAAAGGUGAGGGAAGGGAGGGAUAACUUAGGAGUUUGGGGUUAACAUAUAUACACUACUAUGUAUAAAAUAGAUAAACAACAAGGACCUACUGUGCAGCACAGGGACCUAUACAAUAUUUUGUAAUAACCUAUAGGGGGAAAGAAUCUGAAAAAGAAUAUAUAACAAUCACUGUGCUGUACAUCUGAAACACAACAUUGUAAUUCAAAAACAAAUUAAAAACAAACAAAAAACCCCUUCUUGAGUCAAUAGGUACGAUUGCCUCUGAAAGACUUUCUAAUAAAACAUAUUCUAGAACCAGUUUCACCGAUGGUCCUGAGAAACAAAACGCCUUUAUCCUCCAAAGCCAGAAAGACGUGUUUGUGGCUUGGACCGAAGUUCACCUGAACAUCCUCACACCUUGCCUUGUAUUGUUUAGCUUUUCCUGGCCUUUGUUUGCCAACUACACUCCACGAUCUCAAGCGGCAAGUUUGAGUAGCACAGCGUUGUAAUAAGAGCACAGGCUGCCUGGUGGUGAAUCUUGCCUUCCCCACACCCAGCUAUGCGGCCCUGGGGAGGACAGAAACUGAGUCAUGGCUUUUCGCAUAAAAGGGGUAAUGAUUAUACCUAGCUCCUCCUAGGAUUGCUUUCAGGAUGAAAGUGUCUGGUCCAGAGUAAGCACUCAAUAAAUGUUUUUAUUCUUAUCAUUCUAUGUCCAAGUGUCUGGUGGUUCCUGCCCAGAGUGUUGCUUGAUCAUAUUUCCAUGGGAAAAAAGCUGUCAUGGCCUUACGUUUGUCUUUGCAUAUUUGCCAAUAACAUGAUUAUUAAACAAUCUGAAGUUUGGAA
Molecule: messenger RNA, 7064 nt
Organism: Globicephala melas (long-finned pilot whale)
Lineage: Eukaryota; Metazoa; Chordata; Mammalia; Artiodactyla; Delphinidae
Gene: DLD
Product: dihydrolipoamide dehydrogenase
Cellular component (GO): oxoglutarate dehydrogenase complex; mitochondrion
Molecular function (GO): dihydrolipoyl dehydrogenase (NADH) activity; flavin adenine dinucleotide binding
Source: RefSeq, a predicted model, not a curated record